GUGACGGGACAAUAAUGAUUAUUACUUUGAUUGCUGCACGAUAGCUCUCAUUGAACUUCUUGUCAAGACAUCGUCUUCAGAGCUACACCGCGCAACCUCAUACAUCAUGGCAGCUGCCACUUCCACCUCGUCGGACGUCGCCAAGCCGUUCGACAUUGUCGCAACGUACAAUGAGCUGCUCCGCUCUGACCCAGAUCUGACCAUGCCAAUCGCCGCUAUUGAAGCUCUGGUGCUUCUCCUCACACAUUCCCCCUCCUCUACGAUAUCCGAGACGCUCGAUCUGCUGGAGAAAUCCACCGCACACCUGAAACAGUCGAUCCCCAAUCCCAUUGGUCUUUCUGCCGGAACCGACCUCUUCCAGCGAUAUCUGAUCACUACACUACAGAGACCCGGGCAACUCGGACCCGCUGGAGACUUUAACGCCAUUAGGGCGCACCUGCUCUCCAAUGGCCGGUUGUUUAUCAGACGUGCGAAGGAGAGUCGCGACAAGAUUGCGGCGUUCGGAAGAGGAUUCGUCCGGGACGGAAGCACGGUGCUGACGAAUGGUGGCUCCAGAGUUGUCGCCUCGCUGCUACAGCAGGCUGCCGGUGAGAAGGGCGGCCCGUCCGCCGUCCGGUUCCGGGUGAUUUACGUCCUAUCCUCGGCGAAGGGCGACGUUGAGGGCUCGUCCGCGGAGCCAGAGGGUAUGGAGACGGUGCGCGCGCUGCGCGAGAAGGGUGUCCCGGUGGCCACGAUUCCAGAGUCCGCCGUCGCCUACUCGCUUGGCAAGGCCGAUAUGGUGAUCGUCGGUGCGGAGGGUGUUGUAGAGAACGGCGGAAUUGUCUCGCGAAUGGGUACUUACCAGAUUGGUCUGCUGGCCAAGGCCAUGGGAAAGCCUUUCUACGUUGUUGCGGAGAGCCACAAGUUCGUCCGUCUUUAUCCGCUUGGACAGUACGACCUGCCCAUCGAGCAGCGCGUCAUCGAUUUCAAGACCGAGGAAGACGUUGCCGACGAAGCCAAGCAGCAGGAGCAACAAACGCAGCCCCGCACCCCGGAUGUCAAAUCGCCAGAUAGCCAUGAUUCGGUCGACUACACGCCGCCCCAUCUGAUAUCUGCGCUGAUCACGGACAGCGGCGUCUUGACGCCAAGUGCCGUCAGUGAGGAGUUGAUUAAGAUCUGGUUCUAGUUUAUGCUUCUCCGUACUCGUAUCCCAACCGAGAGAAGAGGCAGGUCGCAGCUUGCGGUAUUAGUUGAAUGAAGCGGAUUUUGGCGUUCAGAGGUCAUGAUAUAUCCCAACGCUCAAGGCGUUUGUCGGCUUGGAAAGACGGUGUCUCGUUGUUUUAACUCAGAGAAAAAAAAGUGCAAUAGACUUGUGACUAUAAUUGAUGGCUUUGGCGAUUGGUUCUGCUGCGACUUAAUACAUAGAAGCGCGGCUAUAGUGUGUCACUCAUGGUUGCUCGAAUACUCCGUCCUCCUGUGUAUCCUGCUCUAUAC
Messenger RNA from Aspergillus saccharolyticus JOP 1030-1, 1473 nucleotides. RefSeq names its product translation initiation factor eIF2B subunit alpha. The record is from RefSeq and is a predicted model, not a curated record. Gene Ontology annotation, molecular function: guanyl-nucleotide exchange factor activity; translation initiation factor activity. NCBI's taxonomy places the organism in Eukaryota, Fungi, Ascomycota, Eurotiomycetes, Eurotiales, Aspergillaceae. The transcript is spliced from 2 exons. Gene Ontology annotation, cellular component: eukaryotic translation initiation factor 2B complex. Gene Ontology annotation, biological process: translational initiation. Bases 107 to 1165 code for a protein of 352 amino acids.